This is a messenger RNA of Tuber melanosporum (Perigord truffle), 1539 nucleotides long. RefSeq lists its product as uncharacterized. The transcript has 2 exons. The record is from RefSeq and is a predicted model, not a curated record. Bases 105 to 644 code for a protein of 179 amino acids. Lineage: Eukaryota; Fungi; Ascomycota; Pezizomycetes; Pezizales; Tuberaceae.
ACCAUACACCACCCUCAACUCGUGGUGACCACCCUAGAUUGGGGCAUGAUAUUUGUCCCCAUCGCCGUUCGGAAUUUUUCUCAGCCCUCUUACCAACUUUCACAAUGCCUACUACCCUCUCGACUCUCGUUCACUCCGGACCGAUCCAUCUCCUAGCCUUCGGCAUCCUUUUGGGAUCCCAGUUCUACCAGUCAUUUAUUGGCGGAGUAAUAGCCUAUAAAGCUCUCCCCCGCGCUCAAUUCUCCCAACUCCAACAAAAGAUCUUCCCAGUCUAUUUCACCAUCCAAACCGUUCUCCCAACCAUCCUCCUCCUUACUCACCCCUCCAUGUCGCUUACCCGCCUUAUUAACCCCUCGUCUCCCUUUUUCUACAAUUCCGGACUUCCCUUACUCUUUGUUUUCUGCGCAUCUCUGGCCAAUCUGGCUGUGAUUGGACCGGCCACCUCAAAGAUUAUGCGCGAGCGUAAAGUUCAGGAGACCAAGGAGGGGAAGAAAUAUUACGAUGAAGGGCCAAAGAGCAAGGAAAUGGAAGCGCUGAAUAGGAAGUUCGGAGCGAUGCAUGGCGCCAGUAGCUUGAUCAACUUGAUUGGAUUGUUGGUGACUGGUUGGUAUGGUGUUAUUCUUGGGCAUAAGAUCCGGUGGUAGCUUGGGGGCAGCUAGUUUGUUGAGCUGAACGCUUGUACCGAAGGUUGGGGUUUUAUGGAGUGAGAUGCCAAUGGAUGCGCUACUACCGAUAUCAGCAUGAACUGAAAUGCUAAGAAAUACAAUGUUUGGUGGCUUGUUCCUGUGUCCUUACCCUAAUGUUGUAUUCAGCUAGCGAAGCAAUACAGUAGGGUUUCUACAGUGCGAGUACCAGCCUGUGUUAAAAAAAAGAGAUUGGAAAUGUGGAAAUGACAUCUUAGAAACACGGUUGCUUAGUUGGCUUGUGCAUUCUGGACGUCAGAAGUGGUCCGUCCACUUCUCCGCCGUUUUUCGCUUAUGACGGUCUGGCGAGUUCUGGCUUUCGGGAGUGCAGUUCUAGCUAUUUGGUGGUUGUUCAUAAGCUGUGAUGCAAUCUCCUCUGCUAAGGGGACUGCUAUUAGGAGAACCUUGAUACUUGGAAGGAGCUUGAUCGGUUAUCCAAAGAUAAUUUUGAACGGUGAUUUUUCAGCACUGUUCCUAGGAGCUGCAUUAAUUGCUGGUUCUUUUAGGCCAAACAGCGUUUUGGGGUCACAGGUGGAUUAUUUGUAUUCUUUGCUCUGUUUAUUUAUUGGUCUGGUAAUGGUAAGUGGUAGCCACGUCAAGGUUAACCAUAAUGUUUGCCAUCAAUUAAGGGUAGAAAUGUGAUGUGAAUUUGGCAGCUCUAUAAGAUACAAGAGUGGUGGGAUAACCUUAGACUGAAAAUACCACAUAGUGGAGUAGCAGGGCUGUUUGUUGUACCAUGAUGUUUUUAGAGAAGGAAAGAGGUAUAGUAAGUGAAUCUCCUAAAGGAGUUCGGGUCAACUAGAAUCAAGUUUAACUGUUCAUUGCAGGAGAAAGAUCUUGUAAAGUCAAUUAUGAU